Molecule: messenger RNA, 624 nt
Organism: Mucor mucedo
Lineage: Eukaryota; Fungi; Mucoromycota; Mucoromycetes; Mucorales; Mucoraceae
Exons: 5
Coding region: 51-533 (160 amino acids)
Molecular function (GO): ubiquitin binding
Source: RefSeq, a predicted model, not a curated record
GUAUGCGUUACGGAUAAAUAAAAUUUCCUUUUCCUCCCCUCUCUUUAGUGAUGCGGGGUAUUUUUUUUUUUUUUUUUAGUAGUGCCUUUUUUCUUUUUUCUAUUUUUCUAUUUUACACCAUGUCGAAUCCUUUUACUGAAUCCAGUAUCCAAAUAUUAAAAGAAGCCUUUCCAAAAGUGCAAGAGUCUGUCAUUGACGACAUGUUAUGGACGGCUAAAGGCAAUGUGCAAGACGCAUUUGAAAUGUUACUUAGCAUGACCAACGGUCCCGAUACUUUUAAACCCUUACCUAAAGUGAAUGCCAAGCCUUUGUCUGUUCGGGAAGAAUUAGAUCAAUGGCGUCAAGAUCUAAGAAAAGAAAGUAAGCAACGAGCCACCGUCACUCGUAACGUUCAAUCCACACCCAGUUUCUCUAAUAUGUUCAGAUCAAGCAGACAUGAGCCACAAGCGUCAUUUAAUCCAUUUGAGGAACAAGAGGUCCCACCUCCUGCGUAUCAUGAAAUUAAUCGCGAUACACUUAUUCAUAAUAAGUGAAAAAAAAAAGUUUGAUGAAUAAAGUACGUCAUGUUGAUUUCCAAAAAAGGGGUGUGAAUCUCAACCCCCAAACAGGAAAAAAAAAAAAAAA